GUGCAACCCUGGGCCCCUCGUCCCGCGGCCCGGACACCUGCCUGAGCCCGUAUUCCCUUGCUGGGAUGCUGCUCCCUCUGCUGCUCCUCCCCUGGGCAUGGGGGGCUCUGGCCGCCUCCCCUCCUGUCCCCCCAGGGUCUCUCACCCUCCGGCUGUUCCAAACCAUCAUCUUCCACAACGCCAGCUCCACGGACAUCCUGGGGACAGCCCUGGUUGGCGACCUGGAGACCCACUCCCUAGACUGCAGCCCCUGCAAGAUCCGCUUCCUGCAGCCCUGGGCCCGGCUGGGCCUCACCCCGAAGGUGUGGCAGGACCUGGAGACGUUGAUCUAUACCUAUCUGUCCAACUUCAUCCGUAUGAUGAACGAUCUGGCUCAGGAAGAAGGAGAGGGCUACCCCUUUGUUACCCAGUUCACCGAGGGCUGCGAGCUCCACCCCAACGGCACCUCGAGGCAAUUCUGUGAUGCUGGGAUGAACGGCGAGGACUUCGUCAGCUUUGACAUGGACACCGGCAAAUGGGUCACUCGGCGGGGGGAUAAGCUGACGCUCAAAGCCCUGGAGAUUCUUAACUGCAACAGAGCGGUGGCCAUCACGCUUCCGUUUCUCCUGAGAACGACGUGUGUCAAUGAGCUCAAGAGCUUUGUCCAGCAUGGGAAAGAGUCUCUGGAGAGGCAAGAGCGGCCGGUCGCCGUGGUGUUUGCCCGAGCGCCUCCCCCAGCCGGGACCCCCGCGCCGUUACUGCUGGUUUGCCGGGUCACCGGUUUCUACCCCCGGCCCGUCCGCGUGGCCUGGCUGCAGGACGGGGAGGAGGUGGGGCCGGGCGGGCGGCUGAGCUCCAGCGGGAUCCUGCCCAACGCAGACCUGACCUACCAGCUGCGCAGCUCCCUGGCCGUGGGGCCGGGCGACGGGCACAGCUACGCCUGCCGGGUGGAGCACAGCAGCCUGGGGGGCCAGAGCCUGCUGAUCCCCUGGGGGCACAGCAGGGGCUGGGGCCCCGGCCUGGCCGUGGGCAUCGCCCUGGGGGUUGUGGCCGUAGCCGCCGUGGCCGUGGCGCUGUGGAGGAGCAGACGCAAGGGCUACCAGGAUGUUAGACCAGGGGGGAGUCCAGGGCCUGAGGGUGGCACCGGCCCAGGCGUGGGCAUUGGUCUCCUGGGGAUAUGGACCUUCAGGGACGUCUACACCUGCCAGGUGGAGCCCAUGAGCCUGUGGGGCCCCCUCACUGUGCACUGGGAAGCACAGACUGACUCUGCCAGGGGCAAGAGGCUGGCUGGGGUUGUGGGCUCCGUGCUCGGGUUGGUCUUCGUGGUCCUGGGAUUGCUCGUGUACCUGAGGAAUAAGAAAGUUCACGAAGGUCUCACAGUCCUUCAGAGCCCCGCUGUCCUCCGAGCAUCCCCCGGCGAGACCGUGAACCUCAGCUGCUCCUUCGAGAACAGACUUGGCAGGAUGGCCAAAGCAACGUGGACUAGAGCACCCAGAGUCGUGCUGGAAUCUGACCAUCCCUUCUACAAGGGGAGGCUCAAUGUGUCCCACCUGGAUCUGCUCCGGAAAGGGGAGGCCACGCUGACCCUGUCGAAGUUGGAGAAGCGGGACUCUGGUCUCUAUCAGUGCCACAUCAGCAUCCACCAGGGAGAGAGCGGGACAGGAGCGGGCACCGAGCUGCGGGUGAUGGGGAGAAACCAGAGUGACACAGGUAAAAAACCUGCCCCCUUAGGGUGCUGCACCCGGGAGCUCCUGUACCAGGUUGCCAUUGCCCUGGGGCUUCUUCUCAUCGGCCUGGUGGCCACCCUCCUCCUGAAGAGACGCCGAGGUACCAAACCAGAGCCUUCCCCCCACUAA
This is a messenger RNA of Caretta caretta (loggerhead turtle), 1835 nucleotides long. NCBI's taxonomy places the organism in Eukaryota, Metazoa, Chordata, Testudines, Cheloniidae. The record is from RefSeq and is a predicted model, not a curated record.